Messenger RNA from Candidula unifasciata, 818 nucleotides. The record is from the annotation of a GenBank genome assembly. NCBI's taxonomy places the organism in Eukaryota, Metazoa, Mollusca, Gastropoda, Stylommatophora, Geomitridae.
CCACAGCUUUCCGAAAUGCAAAGGCUUUUGAACAGGCUAAAGAAACCUAUGUAAAAAUGGGGGAUCUUCAGAAAGCCAUGAAUUCCCCUUUCCAUGCAGCAAAAGCCUAUGAGCAAGCUGGGCUGCUGUGUAAGGAGAACAAAGAGUACGACGAGGCUGUCCACUGGAUGGAGCUGGCUGCCCUUAUGUUUCAGGAGCAUGGGACCCCAGAUACUGCAGCUCUGUGUCUGGACAAGGCUGCAAAAAUGGUGGAACAAGAAAAGCCAGAGAAGGCCAUCCAUUUAUAUACCAAAGCCUGUGAUGUUGCAGAAAUUGAAGGAAGACCUAGACAGAGUGCAGAGUACAUUGGGAAAGCGGCAAGACUUCAGGUGAAGUGUUUCAAGUACGACGAUGCCAUCAAAUCCCUGAAUCAAGAAAUCAAGUACUGGCUCGAGGCAGAGAACUAUGUAUACAUCAGAAAGGUAGCCAUGGGAGUUAUCCUUCUUCAUCUGACAGGGGAAGACUAUGUGGCAGCCGAUUUGUUCUUUAGAAAUUGUUUAAACUACCCUGAAUUUGGAACUAGCGAAGAAGCUGGUGCCCUAGAGGAUUUGUUACGUGCAUACGAUGACUGCGACGAAGAGGCUGGCCAUGCGGUUGUAGUGAAACCGCUUUUCAAGUUUUUAGAUAACGCAUUUGCCAGGUUGGCUCGAGAUUUAAAAUUCCCAGGUGGCAUCUCAACAUCGCGGUCCGCGGCCACGACAAGCACUUACAGCCAAGGUGGUGACGAGGACGGCAGAGAGGAAAACGCAAAAGGACGGGGAUCAAGACGAGGAGGAUGA